GAGCAAACCUCACUUACAACAGCCCUCCCAUAAAGACUGUUAUUAAUAUGCCUGACUGAUCUGGGUGUGUGUAGUCUGGGAGCAUUGCAAGCGGCAGGAUUGCUAGUAGAUUAGAGCACUCAUCGAUAAAUUCCCGGCGUGUUGUUGCAGCGUCAUUCUGUUUGAAUGAAGUUCAGACUGAGAUCUAGCCAACUCUUCAUUCGUGCCCCGGUGGAUCGAAACAGGAAAAAACAAAGGGUUGAGGAAGUAAAAGGUUGCCAAAUAUGCCGGUGUAUACAGUAAAUGUGAAAUGGGGCAAAGAGAAGUUUGAUGCAGUAGAGCUGAACACAGAGGAACCUCCCAUGGUCUUCAAGGCUCAGCUCUUUGCCCUGUCAGGAGUUCAGCCCGACAGACAGAAGGUCAUGGUGAAGGGAGGCACUCUGAAGGAUGAUGAAUGGGGAAACAUUAAACUUAAAAAUGGAAUGACCCUCCUGAUGAUGGGCUCAGCAGAAGCCCUCCCUGAGGAGCCCGCUGUCCGGCCCAUGUUUGUAGAAGACAUGACUGAGGAGCAGCUGGCCUCAGCGUUGGAGUUGCCCUGUGGGCUGACAAACCUGGGCAACACCUGCUACAUGAAUGCCACAGUGCAGUGCCUGCGCUCUGUGCCAGAGCUCAAAACUGCACUUAGGAGGUACGCAGGUGCUCUGCGAUCUUCAGGAGCAAGUGCCCCAUCCCAAUACAUCACGGCAGCCCUUCGUGACUUGUAUGAGACCAUGGAGAAGACCUCCUCCAGCCUGCCACCCAUCAUUUUGCUGCAGUUCCUUCACAUGGCCUUUCCACAGUUCGCUGAGAAGGGGGACCAGGGACAGUACCUCCAGCAGGAUGCCAACGAGUGCUGGCUGCAGAUGAUGAGAGUGCUUCAGCAGAAGUUGGAGCCACUAGAGCCCGAGACUCCCAUGGAGACCGAGUCUGAGAGCGCAGCUGCCUCUGCCUCCACAAAGAAGAACCUCAUUGACCAGUACUUCGGCGUAGAAUUCGAAACCUCUAUGAAAUGCACAGAGGCUGAGGACGAGGAGCCAAUCAAAGGCAAGGAAAACCAGCUCCAGCUCAGCUGCUUCAUCAACCAAGAAGUCAAAUACCUUGCAACAGGACUAAGACUGAGACUGCAGGAAGAAAUCACAAAAAUGUCUCCAUCCUUGGAAAGAAAUGCCAUGUAUAUAAAAUCUUCGAAACUCAGCCGUCUCCCUGCCUACUUGACUGUUCAAAUGGUGCGGUUUUUCUACAAAGAGAAGGAGUCCGUCAAUGCUAAAGUGCUUAAGGAUGUCAAGUUCCCGCUCAUGUUGGAUGUCUACGAGCUGUGCACCGCGGAGGUCCAGGAGAAAAUGCUGCCCAUCAGGUCAAAGUUCAAGGUGGUCGAGGACAAGAAGCUAGAGAAUGCGCAGAAACAGGUGGUGAAGAAACCGGAUGGAGUUGCAGAAAAAGUGAAAUAUGAGCCCUUCUCCUUCCCUGAUGACCUGGGCUCCAACAACAGCGGCUACUACGACCUGCAGGCUGUGCUCACACACCAGGGCCGCUCCAGCUCCUCAGGCCACUACCUGGGCUGGGUCAAGAGGAAAGAAGAUGAGUGGGUGAAGUUUGACGACGACAAGGUGAGCCUGGUGACCCCCGAGGACAUCCUGCGGCUGUCCGGCGGGGGGGACUGGCAUAUAGCGUACGUUCUUCUGUACGGCCCCCGCAGGCUGGAAAUCUUCCAAGAGGAUCAGUAGCUGUGGAAGACAUCCUCCAAGACAACGAGUACAAAAUGCCAUUUCCAAGCACUGUCUGCAUAGAUGUGCAAUAAAACUGGUGUCUUUAAAGAUUUGAUGACCUUCAUUUUUUUUGUUUUUUGUAACCAACACAGAUGCUUGUAAAACAAAUUCUGUCAAAAGGUGUUAAAUAUUCAACUAUAGUGGGCUUUAAAAAUUGAGAUUUGACGAGAGGCAAUCUCUGGACUGGAUCCUUGAAAGAGGAUUUUCCGUCUAGCGCUGCAGUUUCAUUAAAUGUUUUAUACACAUUGUAUAUUUUUUAAAGCCUUUGCUAAGGUGCUCAUAUCAUAAAAGCAAAAUAUUUCUCUUUAGUCAUUUAAUCAACGUGUACGAAAAUGCCUAGCCAAGCCGCUGUCUGACAUUCUGGCUUGUAUCGUCUCAGAUGUAUUAUGGAGGUUUUGACGUGUUGACCUGCUGGGAAACUUGGGUUCAAUCUCAGGUCUUUUCUUAAGUGCUUGGCUCACAUCAUCUCCUGGAAUUGUUCUAAAAUGUAUUGACAGAUGAGCUUCUUUCUGCCAAAUCUUCACUAAUGCUUUUUUGGGGGGGGAAGUGUGUGGGGAACCGGUUUUGAACAGUUUGUCCUUGUGUUGAACUGUGUGUUUAAAUAAAGACUUGAGAUUCAACCGUGAUGGUUUACUCCACCAGCCUUGAA
Gymnodraco acuticeps is the source of this 2433-nucleotide messenger RNA. RefSeq names its product ubiquitin specific peptidase 14 (tRNA-guanine transglycosylase) (gene usp14). Lineage: Eukaryota; Metazoa; Chordata; Actinopteri; Perciformes; Bathydraconidae. The coding region runs from base 264 to 1742 and encodes 492 amino acids. The record is from RefSeq and is a predicted model, not a curated record. Gene Ontology annotation, molecular function: cysteine-type deubiquitinase activity; proteasome binding; protein binding. The transcript is spliced from 16 exons. Gene Ontology annotation, biological process: protein deubiquitination; proteasome-mediated ubiquitin-dependent protein catabolic process; regulation of proteasomal protein catabolic process.